Molecule: messenger RNA, 2767 nt
Organism: Esox lucius (northern pike)
Lineage: Eukaryota; Metazoa; Chordata; Actinopteri; Esociformes; Esocidae
Product: class E basic helix-loop-helix protein 40
Exons: 5
Coding region: 371-1651 (426 amino acids)
Biological process (GO): regulation of neurogenesis; anterior/posterior pattern specification; circadian regulation of gene expression
Cellular component (GO): nucleus
Molecular function (GO): DNA-binding transcription factor activity, RNA polymerase II-specific; protein dimerization activity; RNA polymerase II cis-regulatory region sequence-specific DNA binding
Source: RefSeq, a predicted model, not a curated record
CGUGAGACUCAUGUGACAGAGGUAGCUUACUGCGAGCGAGUCAGAGGGGUUUAUUUAACACGUAGCUUUGUCCUCACCCACUUUCCCUGCGCGCAACCAAGACUCAGUGCAUCUGCGGACAACCUCUUGACUGACUGACUACGUGGAGAUCUCCGGAACCCUUUACUCCCGUUAAGACAAAUAAUAAUAACAAUUUAAAUAUAAAGGAGGUACAUUCUCUAUAACUACAGUUGGGAAAUAUACUGAAAGAUUUUGUGAAAGAUUGCAAGGACGAUUUUACUUUCAUUCAGUUUCAUAUGCAUUCUUGAGUGAACAACUUUGGAAAACAACCUUCCCCUUUCGUGCGUUAUUUGGAGUAGGCCUUGAGGGAAUGGAAAGGAUUCCAAGUGCGCAACCCCCUCCCAAGCACCAUCAGACUGAGAUGUCUGACAUGCAACGGAUGGACUUCCCUAUGUAUGUGUAUAAAUCCCGUCGAGGUCUGAAACGAGGAGAGGAGACCAAGGAAACAUACAAACUGCCUCAUCGUCUUAUUGAGAAGAAAAGGCGUGAUAGGAUAAACGAAUGCAUUGCUCAGUUGAAAGAUUUAUUGCCUGAGCAUCUGAAACUUACAACUCUUGGCCAUCUGGAGAAGGCUGUGGUUUUGGAGCUCACGCUCAAGCAUGUAAAAGCUCUCACUGCUCUAUUGGAAAACCAGCAGCAGAAAAUCCUCGCUUUGCAGAGUGGCAUGCAAAUUGAGCAUUCCCCUCCCAGCCAGGAGAACUCAGAGGAGAUGUUCCGCUCAGGCUUUCAUGUCUGUGCCCAGGAAGUGUUGCAGUACCUGGCCAAUCAAGAGGAAGACUGUGACCUCACACCCUCUCACAUCAUCAACCACCUGCACAAGGUGGCCAGCGAAGCCCUCCAGGGCCCUCCCUUAAGUCCCUGCGGCCCCCGGAGCCCACAGCCUGAAGAGACCCCCAGCCACCACCACUACCAGGCCCACAAGGAGAAGCCUGCCGGCCAGCUGCCCACGCCCAGUGAGGGCCACGGGAAGAACUGUGUGCCUGUCAUCCAGCGUGCAUAUGCCCAAGCAGGCGGUGAGCAGAGCGGCAGUGACACAGACACGGAUAGCGGCUAUGGUGGCGACCAGGGCGAGCGCCUGGCACUGCCAACAGGGUACUACAGUCAGGAGGACCAGCUGAAGAUUGCGCUGGGUGAGAGGAGGGCACCAUCCGGCGUCAAGCAGGAAGAAGAGCCAAACCACAAACGCGCACGGGUAGAGUCCUCUGAAGACGAGUCACUCUCAGGCGGAGAGUCAUCCCCCUCAUCAUCCUCGGGUGGUCAUGGCAGCUACAUGGGCGCCUACUCCCCCCACCAGGCCCAACCUCAUCCCCUCUGUAUGCCCUUCUACCUCAUCCCCCCGUCUGCUGCCGCCUACCUGCCCAUGCUGGAGAAGUGCUGGUACCCGGGGGCCAUGCCCAUAAUCUACCCUGGUCUGGGGGCCACCGCACAGGGCAUGCCUAGCGACAGACAUGCCCAACCUUCUCCGAUCAUGGUGUCCCCCAGGAGGCGCUCUCCCACUCCCCCCACUGUGGCCCAGAGCCCCAUUGACUCUCCGGCCCUCCUCCAAGCGUUAAAGCAGGUACUGCCCAUGAACCUGGAAACCAAAGACUGAGAGAACAGUGGACACUGUUACUGAACAUGGACACUGCUCUGCCGAGAGGGAACACUGAGAAAAUCCUGACAGGACAGUCAGAUAACCCACCAUCUCCCCUACCCUCCUCAUCCCUCAUCCCAAAGGGCAGAAGACAGAAGGGAGACAGUGAUAGCACCCAGCUGGUAUUGUCCUGGUCCACAGCCACACUGGUGCGAGGAGAGGAAGGAGGGAAAGUCUGGAAGGGAGACGUCUCAACCUGUCACCUGACCCUGAACACCCUGUCUGAAUGUUUUAAGUCUAAACCUCCACUAGAGUGCAUAGACGCUACUGAUCUGGACCUGCCCCUAACACAAACACAGACACGCACCCCAACAUUGGUUGAAUGUAAAAGUGAGGUGAUCCUUUAGAUGCAGUUGUUGAGGUUUCUGCAUGCUGUGGACACUGACAGGUCUCAGCUGAACUUCUGCCAUCGAGAUACACGCACCUUGUAAGCCAUGCCACACCAAAUGUCAACAGUCACCCUAAGGUCACUGUCUGUAUAACUUAGGUCACCAUUGCCAUCACCGACAAUGCCCUUUGCCCCAUUCCCUUUGACAGCAACCAGGAGCAAAGGGCAAACCCAUUAAUACUGCACGGAGUUAGCGAUGUCAUUAGGUGACCAUCCAGUUGUGAAUUAACUGACUUGUAAUUAUUGUUUCUACUUCUUGUACAUCUAUAUUUUUGAUACGUGUCCUAGCGUGACUAGAGAAAGAGCUGUUGGCUUUUAUCGUAAAGCAACUCAGAAAUCACGUACAUACUGUAGCCCUGUGUCGGCCCUGGCCUACGUCAAACGUCUGUCCCCGCUCAAGUCAAACCUGGUGUUUGUUCAUGCUGUUGCCUUUAGCUUGUGACAAGCUGAUAAAAGAAAACAUUAUCAGAUAUUUGUUAAAUGUAUUUGUAUGAAUACUGGAGUCUAAGGAGUUGGCAAGAAGUGAAUGUAAACGUUUUAAAAUAAGUUUAGUUUUCUAUAGAAAGGGGUACUUAAGAUUUUAUAUUUUGGGACCUACCAGAAAGAUGUUUGAUGUACAUACGUUGUCUAUAAAUGUUGAUACACAUUAUAUAAGCGUAUUAAUAAAGUCUUAUUUUUUUCCUGUG